GACAAGAAAAAAAGUAGUAAAGAAGGAAAGUUGAAAAAAACAAAAUUAAAAUUGCAACCACCGCAUUCGUUGAUGAACUCGUAGAAUCUUAGGUGAGACUCGAGAGAGCGACCAUAGAGGAAAGCAAAAGAGGCUUCAUUGCUGAAAUUAGUUAUUAGCAUCUCCUUUUGGACCGACCGGUAGAAACAUUUAAUUUAGUUGUUCUCUUUCUAGUUUCUUCGUAUCUCUCUUACACGGUAGUGUUCUUUCGUGUCUCGACUUCUCAAAUUUUCUUUUCUUUUUCUGCUUUUUUGUUUGGGUGAGGGGAUUUUGACUUUCCCGGGAAACCUCGGGAAAAUAAGAAAAAAUGGUUAGAAUGACGAAAAUGCCACUGAGCUUAACGCCUAUGGAGCUUCCAGCUCUGGUGUCCAAUUGGUGGGACGAGAUCAAUGACUCGACUCAAUGGCAGGAUGGCAUCUUCUACACUCUCUGCGCCACUUAUGCCCUAGUUUCCUCCGUUGCUUUGAUACAAUUAAUAAGGAUAGAAUUGAGAGUGCCUGAAUAUGGUUGGACGACGCAGAAGGUUUUCCAUCUUAUGAACUUCAUUGUUAAUGGAGGUCAUUUCAAAGUCUUCAAAACACAUGGGAGUGUUUUCUAUUACAUAGUUAUUAGGAUUAUAAGAUGUAAGUUUGGUUUUUUGAUUGUGAGUUUUCUUGUUAUUGCAGUGCGUGCUAUUGUGUUUGGAUUUCACAAUCAAGUAUUUGUAUUGCAUCCCAAGGUACUCACAUUCGUACUGUUGGAUCUACCAGGCCUUCUAUUUUUCUCCACAUACGCAUUACUUGUCCUGUUUUGGGCAGAAAUUUAUCAUCAGGCAAGAAGUUUACCAACGGAUAAACUCAGAAUUUUUUUUGUAUCAAUCAAUGUUGUUAUAUACUUUAUACAGGUCUGCAUUUGGGUGUACCUCUGGAUAGAUGACAACAACGUGGUGGAAUUCAUUGGAAAAAUAUUUAUUGCUGUGGUGUCAUUUAUAGCUGCUUUAGGAUUCUUGUUGUAUGGUGGAAGAUUAUUUUUUAUGCUACGACGUUUCCCUAUUGAAUCAAAAGGAAGAAGGAAGAAGCUUCAUGAGGUUGGAUCUGUUACAGCCAUUUGUUUCACCUGCUUCCUUAUUAGGUGCUUUGUGGUGGUUUUAUCUGCUUUUGAUUCAGAUGCGUCACUUGAUGUUUUGGACCAUCCAGUUUUAAACUUGAUCUAUUACAUGCUGGUUGAGAUCUUACCUUCAGCUCUAGUCUUGUACAUCCUGCGAAAGUUGCCUCCAAAGAGAAUAUCUGCCCAAUAUCACCCCAUCCGGUAGCCUGAAUGCUUCUUUGUUCGUAGGAUUGUAUUUCCCCCUAGAAAAAUGGUUUUGGCAUGGUUUGGACUUUGGAGGAUUAGUUAGUGUUGGAGUCGAGCGAGGGAAAUGGAGCCAGAGAACAAUCCAGAAGUAGAACUGGAACGGCUGAUGGUGCUGGCAAAACUUUUUACGUGUAUACAUAGCUAUUUGCAGCUUUCUUAGAAGGAGAUCAUUCAAUUGAUUUCUUCAUGGGUUAUUUGAUCGAAUGGUUGUUAAUCGACACUUGUGCAUUAUUGGUUGAGAAUUGGAAGAUUAUUUUUUUUUUUUCUUGUAGGUUCAAUCGUCGAUGUAGUAGUUCUUCCAUGUCUGUUCUUAGAGAUUGAGUUUUGUUUUGUGUUUUGUAGCUGUUUUUUUCAGCAUUUAUCCUAAGAGUUGAGUAAAUGUUACAUAAUAGUUUGCCUUG
This is a messenger RNA of Durio zibethinus, 1772 nucleotides long. The record is from RefSeq and is a predicted model, not a curated record. NCBI's taxonomy places the organism in Eukaryota, Viridiplantae, Streptophyta, Magnoliopsida, Malvales, Malvaceae.